GGACAGCUGGUCUCUUGCCACAGGCCCUGCGUGAGAAGAGACUGGUGAAAUACUAGUGCGAGAUCUUGUAGCACUUUGAAAGAUAUCCGCGUAUUCGCAAACGCGUUCGGAAGUGAUGCAGUUGGAUCGUCCUCUUACUUUUAUAUGGCGUCGCUUGCACUCCAGACAUCCAUUGCGCGACUUUUUAUGCGUUCUGCGCGGCAUGAUUAUGAUCGAUGUCGAUCCACAUCCCCAGAAAGAAGCUACUGAUUAUUCAUGUGGGUGACUGCGGUCUGUUCGCCGACUUGUUCCUUACACGCUAUCGAAUCAUGUCCCCCAUGUAUGCAUACGCUGCUAAUAGUUCACUGCAGAUUUUGGUCCCCGCUCGACUCUAAAGAAAGCAUCUUAGCGUAUGAGAAGAGGGUUAGAAGGUGGGCGAAGGGCCCUAGAAUAAAGAAUCCGCGUAUGCACGGGCCACUUUCAUGUCGGAUCCACUACCGGAUUCGAUACGCGUAUUCGGUCAAUUUCCUUUAGGAGACAGUGCAGUCUAUAGAGGCUUCGUGCCAAUUUCUUUACACGUAUGGUGUAUCCCUCCUCUGGCGCAAGGAAGUCUGCUUGUCCAGUGUUCGGACAUAUAAAUUCAAAAUGGGUCACCCCAGAACCAUAAGGGUGGUCCCAGAAUACUCCCCCAAAGAUACCACACGUCUCUCACAACAAUGGCGCAACUUGAGCCUUAUGUAG
Messenger RNA from Aspergillus pseudotamarii, 720 nucleotides. RefSeq lists its product as uncharacterized. The coding region runs from base 256 to 513 and encodes 85 amino acids. The record is from RefSeq and is a predicted model, not a curated record. Lineage: Eukaryota; Fungi; Ascomycota; Eurotiomycetes; Eurotiales; Aspergillaceae. The transcript has 2 exons.